GCUAUUCAACUUUUGUUGACGAUAGACUUUUUCGCGCCGGUCGCAACCAAGACUUUUUUGCUUUGUCUUUUGUUUACUCACACAUACACACACACUGCAGUAACAUUUUCAUACAAAACAAAUCGUUUUUUGGUUUCUUUUUAUAUUAUUGAAACAAUUUCUUUUUCUGAAGAAAAGUGUUUUUCCAACUCACCGGAUGGAUGACGAGGACCCACCUCCUCGUUUUUUGCCGAGGAGGAAAUAUGAGGCUGGAAGUAACCCGGACAGCAAGAAGUUUAAAAAUCUUCAAACACCAACAACAAUAAAAAACAAAAUGGUUUUUGUUUCGGAAACGAGUUCACCAACACCAACAACAUCUACAGCUGCACAAGUUACUGAAGACACCAGUCAUCAAAACAAUGAUACAAAUGAAAUUAUUUCUAAAAAUACUAAUAACCCCACUACCAAUUAUCCCAAUACCAUUAUUUCCAACACAAAUAGAUCCAAUCCCAAUAAUCCAAACAAUAGCGCCAACACCGAUAAAUCCAUCAUUUCACAAUCCAUUCAUCCCAACAACUCACACUCCAACCAUCCCACUCCCAUAGCGGCCACAACUAACACCAAUCAAGAAGAUUUUCACAACUACAAAACAUAUCAAAAUACACAGAUUCUCUACAACAAACUGCAUCCUGGUCCUUUUUAUGUAUUAGUUAAGACUGAUGAACCCAUCAGCUCAAAGAGGAAAAAUUCUGAGCUUCAUUUAUAUGCAAAGCUAACUAAUGCAAACAUAAAUUAUCAUUUUGUUUCAAAAAACAUAGCAUACAAGACUUUCCGUUUAACUUUCAACAACAGCGAUUCAGCGAAUAGUUUUGUUUUGGAUUCGAAAGUAAAGCAAAUUGGCCUUAAUGCAUUUAUACCGGAUACAUUUGUGCAAAAAUUUUAUGUUGUAAAAUCGGUACCUACUUUUUUCAGCGGCAAAAUGAUCAUAGAUCAAAUCAAUAACAGCGAUAAUGAUUUUAAAGCGGUGUCUGUAUACCGAUUCAAUUAUAAGAACGAAAAUGGACAAUACGUCCCAUCACAAACAAUUAAAAUAGGAAUUGUAGCGAACUUCAUGAUGUAUUUUAUGUAACGACGAUAAACAUAAUGCCAUGGAAUCAAAAAAAUGUCCCAAGUACACCGAGGAAAAAAAUAUUAGGGAGGCUAUGGCUAUCUCAAAUUUGUCCAGAAAUGAAAUUAUUCGCAAAAGCAAGCCCAAUUAUUAUGCAAUUUUUGAUGACCCACAAUAUGAGAACGAUUUUCCUUUGAUUUCUACAAUGACUAAGCCUGUACGCAAAUCACUGGAUGAGGAGCUAAAUCGGAAAUUAACAAAAACUAAAUAUAGUAAAGUGGUAUCUUCGGUUCCGAAACGGAUCCACGUAACAGGAGACGAAGAAAAUAUAACUCCCAGCAAACCAUCAUAUGAUUUUAGAAAUUUUUCUAAAGUUACGGAAUAUGAAAAAAUGAUAUCAUCUUUUACAAAUCAAAUGGCAAUUAUUUUAUCAGAGGCCAAUUGCAGUGAAGGAUUAGACAUGUUAAACUGUUUUGCAAGUGCACUAAAGAUAGCUUCAGAAGGAAACUCUGAAGUUCCCCCAAAUAAAAACAAUGAAAAUUUUGCAGUACAACAUUCAAAGUCUUAGUAAAAACAAAAACUAUCUCGAAUUAUACAUAAAUAAUUUAUCAGUGGACAUCUGUAUACUAAGUGAAAUUUUUAAUGUCAACGAAAAAAAUAACAACUCUUUCCUAAGGAAUUACAAUUUGAUUUGCAAAAAACGAAGCGAUAAUUAUGGUGGUGUAGCCUUUUUACAUAAGAACAAUAUUUUUAUGAAAAAAAUCUCUUUCAAUACGGAUUUGGACAUUUUGGUCUGUGAAACCACUAAUCUAUGCCCCAAUUUCACCUUCGUAUCAGUAUAUUUUCCUCAUUCUGUUAAAUCCAAUCAUUUAAAGAGAGAAUUAUCUAAACUUUUUACACUGCUUGAAGGAAAACCAAACGUGUUCAUAGCUGGAGAUUUUAAUGCAAGAUGCAGAGAUUACGGAGAUAUCUUUGACACUGUUCGUGGUUCGACUGUGAAAACUUUGUUUGAUGGUUCAAUAUUCCGAUGCAUUAAUGAUGGUUCUGCAACUUUCAAGAAAAAUUUGUAUGACAAUUCUCCUGGUUCUGUCCUGGAUCUCACUUUUACUAACUCGGCAUACCAUUUUACAUGGAAGGUGCAAAACAUUACUAUCGGUGGUAGUCAUCAUAAGCCAAUACUACUAGAUAUUAGUAAUAUUAAACAUAAAGAAAAAACCUUUCUUGCAAAAAAACACCUUUUGAAUAAUAUAUGCAAUCUUCAUAUAGGAACGGAUAUGCAUACAAUACAAUCAGAGUUAAGUCAUCAAGUAAAGAAUUCUACUUUUGCUAUUGGACCGAAAACAAAAUUCAAUUCAUGGUGGAACGAGGAUCUAAAAAGAUUACUUCGUCUCAAAGAUGCCGCUGAGAAAAAGUUCGAAAGCUAUAAAAAUACUGAAAAUGCCUUAAAUGCUAUAGAAGCUAAAAAUAAUUUCAGAAAUGCCGUUAAAAAAGCCAAAGCCCUUGCACAAGUUUCCAAAAUCAAUGAGUUAAACACCAUCUCAAACUCAAAGUCUCUUUUCCGCUACAUCAAGGGAUGUAAGUCCUUUUUUGAAAAUCAAACUCAUUCAAAGUGGUGUUCCGACAACAAUAUCGUCUUUCUACAACAUUUGAAGGACCAAGUUCCAAAUAACAAUCAAAAUAUUUUCAAUGACGAAUACUUAAAAAAAUCCGAUGUUUUUUCAUUUGCAGAGCUACAAAAAGUUCUUGAUAUGAAGAAGAAGCCAUCUGCAGCUGGCCUGGAUGGCAUAACAUAUGAAAUGGUAAAUAAUCUUUCCAUACAAUCCAAACACCAUCUUUUAGUCGCAUAUAAUAAAUUAUGGAGAAACUGCAAUUAUCUUGAUGAAUGGAGAGAAAUCAAAAUUGUGCCCAUUCCCAAAAAAGACAAAGAUCUGGAUAUUCCAACUAAUUUCAGGCCAAUUGCCUUGAUUUCUGUUUUUGCAAAAAUAAUAAAUCUAAUGGUAAAGCAACGCCUAAAUCUCUAUAUGGAUGAUAACAAAUUGCUUCCACAUAGAUCAUAUGCCUAUAGGAAACACGUAUCUACAUCAACAUGCAUCAACGACAUUCUUCACACAAUAAACUUUCACAAGGAAAGAAAUGAGAAAGUUGUUAUACUAUCAAUGGAUGUAUCUAAGGCCUAUGAAUGUGUAGACAUCAGCUGUCUACGAAUGAUCUUGCAACAAUUGGAUAUUCCCGAGCAAAUCAGAACUUGGAUCCUAAACUUUCUAUGCAAAAGAACACUCAGAAUGGGAAACUCCCUGCUAAAUAUUUACAAUGGCAUUCCUCAAGGAAGUUGUUUAAGCCCAACUCUGUUUAAUUUAUACACACUAGGCCUGCAUGGUAUUUCAGAUGGGAACACUAAUCUUUUUCAAUACGCUGAUGACUUCAUUCUAUUAGUUCACGACUUCGACUUUGAUCUGGCAAAUAGAAUUUUACAAAAAAAAGCAAGUAAUUUCGUCAACUUACUUAUGAAAUUAAACCUUAGCGUCAAUAUAGAAAAAACAGCUGUUAUGUAUGUUGCCAAAGGAGGCCGUAAGAAACCUCAUGUCAUGAUCAAUGGAAACCAGGUUAAAGUUGUAACAUCCAUAAAAUUUUUGGGUAGACACAUUAAAAACAGUCUGUCCUUGAAAGAACAUUACGAUGAGGUGAUACUAUCUUGCAAAAACACUUUAAACGCUCUAAAGAUGGUAACUGGCCCAAAGAAAGGAUUACAUCCAGCAAAAGCAGUAAAUUUAAGUAAAUCUCUGAUUUUUUCCAAGACAGAAUAUGCAAUAUCAUCAAUGGCUCACAGACCAGCAUACAUAAAUAAAAAAUUAACUUCUUUUCAAAAUCAACUUUUAAGAAGAAACUUGGGACUGGUGCCAUCAACGCCAAAUCAUGUUGUAUGUGCUCUCGCUGGUAUUCUUCCAACGGAUUUAAGAGCCCAACAGCUUGCGGCUAAAGAGUUGUUAAGAUUAAAAAUUUAUAAUCUUUCUCUAUAUGAUUACUUCACAACGAACUCAUCUCAGAAAACGAGCAUUGGAUACGUCUACAACAAUUUCAAAAACAUAUUUGAUAAAACAAGAAUUGGUUACAACGUAAAAUCGUCAAAAAUUGAGACAAAACUAAACAUUUUUAAUUUCUCAAAAAAUGAUGUUGCUUCUGAGUGCAUACAAUCUCAUUUUCGCAAAAUGUUUAACGAGCUAAAAUCUCAAGGGGUUUCCAUUUGGGCAACAGAUGCCUCGGUAACAAAUAAUAACACAGGAUGCGCUGUCUGUAACAUAUCCUCAAGUCAGAACUUCUUAUUUAAAAUCGAAGAAAAGUUAUCUUCUCUAGCUGGAGAACUACGAGCUAUAGAAAAAGCUAUAGAUAUAAUAAUUGAAGACGGAAUCAGCAUGGCUGCGAUCUUCACAGACAGUAAAAAUGCGUGUCUUCUUUUACAAGAUAACUCCUCCAACAAUUACACCACAUACAACAUAAUACAAAAAAUUAAUAACUCAUCUAUAUGCAAAGUGACUUUUAUUUGGGUUCCAUCACAUGUUGGAAUUUCCUUAAAUGAAACUGCCGAUUUCUAUGCAAAACAAGCUACGGAAGCUGGAUGUGUUAUACCAUAUGAACUCUCGGUCACAGAUGCAAUCCAAAAGAUUGAAGCAAAUCUCUGGAACGAUUUUGUUGAACGUUUCAAAGAAACUUCUCUGCACAAAGGAUCUUAUUUCUUCCGCUUCUUCCCAAAUCCUCCCAAACAACCAUGGUAUAAAAACUCUAGCAUGAAACCUGAAAACAUAAAAAUCAUUAAUAGACUUUUUACUGGACAUACAUAUACCAAAAAAUAUUUUCACCGUGUUGGUAUUUCCAACUCCAGUUUAUGCGAGACCUGCAAUGUGAUCGAGGAUGAAAAUCACAUUAUCUUCCACUGCAAGAAAUUUAAUAGAGAAAGAAAUGAACACAACCUUUUUAAAACACACAAUAACUUACCGGAUGUCCUCAUGGCCAAAGAUUUUCAACUCAUAGAUGAUCUCCUGAAUUUCAUUAGCAAAUGUAAAAUUGUUUUAUGAAAUCAAUUAAUCUUUUUAUCCUGUCAAAAUCAAAA
Musca domestica (house fly) is the source of this 5192-nucleotide messenger RNA. Its product is annotated as conserved oligomeric Golgi complex subunit 8. The transcript has 2 exons. The record is from RefSeq and is a predicted model, not a curated record. The coding region runs from base 1621 to 5157 and encodes 1178 amino acids. Gene Ontology annotation, molecular function: nucleic acid binding; RNA-DNA hybrid ribonuclease activity. Lineage: Eukaryota; Metazoa; Arthropoda; Insecta; Diptera; Muscidae.